AUGCCGUUCUACUUUUCUAGUCGUCGACUCUGCUCGUACCUACGCGCCCGUCAGUCAAUCGCCAUAACAACCGUGUCGGGCCGUCUCGGAGGUUUGCGACCAAGAGAAUUCGAAAAGGUGGAGUUGAAGAAUCAAAGAUUUGUAGGAGCCAGAGACUACAAAAUUAUAUUUAUGAAGAGAAGAAUCCUUUAA
Protopolystoma xenopodis is the source of this 192-nucleotide messenger RNA. The record is from the annotation of a GenBank genome assembly. Lineage: Eukaryota; Metazoa; Platyhelminthes; Monogenea; Polystomatidea; Polystomatidae.